Molecule: messenger RNA, 4598 nt
Organism: Megalops cyprinoides (Indo-Pacific tarpon)
Lineage: Eukaryota; Metazoa; Chordata; Actinopteri; Elopiformes; Megalopidae
Gene: mical1
Product: microtubule associated monooxygenase, calponin and LIM domain containing 1
Exons: 24
Coding region: 426-4532 (1368 amino acids)
Molecular function (GO): FAD binding; protein binding
Source: RefSeq, a predicted model, not a curated record
GUACAAUCACAUUUACAAGUGUAAUUGGGGUAGGCAGAAACAAAUGAAGUGUAACUGAAGUAGGCAAAAGUUUAGGAAUAGUGUAAUGCUCAGUUAAAUCGCGGAGCUGUCACCGUGUUUACACUUACGUGACCACCGUGACAAGCUCCGGCGCUCCCACACGCGUUUGUUCUCUUGGCAGGGAUACGCUUGCGUUCAGAGUAUCAGGUAACAGGCACACGUGACGGAUUUUGCGAAGAACAUAGCGGGUAAAGAAAGCUUAAAUAUGUCGACUGGAAUGAUUGAAUUUAAUGUGUUUUUAUCAGCAAUUGAAGACGAGGAUAUAUCUUGUAUCCGUUUAUCAUAAACGCCGAGAAGACAUCCCCUUGCCCUUGUGUCACAACAGCAGAGCCCUUUGAUGCGAGGCUGGACUCUAGCACCUUGCCAUGGCACAACAAGGUGCCCCCAACCCUGGCCACACCCUUUUUGAUAAUUUCGUCCAGGCCCAAACCUGCAAGGAAGUGUUGCACAACUUUAAAGAGCUUUGUCGCCACCUGGAGGUGGACCCCUGUGACUACCGGUGCUUCUAUCCCAAGCUGAAGGAAAGGCUGAACUACUGGAAGGCCAAGGCACUCUGGGCCAAACUGGACAAGCGGGCUGCCCACCCAGACUACCAACAGGGUCAGGUCUGCGCAAAGAACAAAUGCUUAGUCCUUGGUGCUGGGCCAUGUGGCCUGCGGACAGCCAUUGAGCUAGCCCUGUUGGGGGCCCAAGUAGUUCUUCUUGAAAAGCGGGACUCUUUCUCCCGUAACAACGUGUUGCACCUGUGGCCCUACACCAUCCACGACCUGCGUGGCCUUGCUGCCAAGAAGUUUUAUGGCAGAUUCUGCUCUGGCUCACUGGAUCACAUCAGUAUCCGUCAGCUGCAGCUGAUCCUGCUGAAGGUGGCUCUGCUCCUGGGGGUGGAAGUGCACACUGGCGUGGAGUAUAGGGGGCUCCUGCAGCCCAAAGCCCAGGCUAAGGGUGUCACAGGAUGGAGGGCAGAGCUACAGCCCCAGGGUCACCCUGCUGGAUCCUUCCAGUUUGACGUCUUCAUCUCUGCAGGCGGGGGCCGCUUCGUCCCUGAAGGCUUCAAGAGGAAGGAGCUUAGAGGGAAGCUGGCCAUUGGCAUCACUGCCAACUUCAUCAACCGCCGAACAGCAGCUGAAGCACAAGUGGCAGAAAUCAGUGGUGUGGCUCGCAUAUAUAACCAGAAGUUCUUCCAGCAGCUCCAUACCGAGACAGGCAUUGAUCUGGAGAACAUUGUCUACUACAAAGAUGACACCCACUACUUUGUCAUGACUGCCAAGAAGAAAAGCCUUUUAAACAAAGGGGUCAUCAAGCAGGACCACAGUGAUGCAGAGCAGCUCCUCUCCUCAGCCAAUGUGAACCAGGAGGCCCUGCUGCGUUACGCCUAUGAUGCCGCCCACUUCUCCACUGAACACCACCUCCCUGACCUGGAGUUCGCCCUCAACCACGCUGGGCGCCCUGAUGUGGCCAUGUUUGACUUCACCUGCAUGUACCGCACGGAGACCGCCUCACUGGUGAAGGAGAGGCGGGGCAAGAAGCUGCUCAUAGGCCUGGUGGGAGACUGCCUUGUAGAGCCAUUCUGGCCCCUAGGGACUGGCAUUGCCCGUGGGUUUCUGGCUGCCUUUGAUGCAGCCUGGAUGGUGAGACGCUGGGGACUGGGUGUACCUCACCUGGAGGUCCUGGCUGAGAGGGAGAGCAUCUAUCAGUUGCUGUCCCAAACUACACCUGAGAACACCAGCAAGAACUACAGUGCAUAUAGUAUCGACCCCAGCACGCGAUACCCUAACAUCAACCUGUCUUCCAUCAAGCCCAAUCAGGUUCAACACCUCUAUGACGUUGCAGACCACAUGGACGGAGGCAGGCCUAGCAAGAAGCUUAAAGCAAGAGUGUCAAACCUGCGCCAAGACUCGACAGGUGGAUGUGAGGACCUGCUGAGCUGGUGCCAGCAGAACACUGCCGGGUACAAGCGGGUGAAGGUGGAGGACCUGACAACGUCCUGGAGAUCAGGCUUGGCCCUGUGUGCCCUCAUCCAUCACUUCAGGCCCAACCUCAUUGACUUCACUUCCCUCGAUGAGUCUAACACUGCCCACAAUAACCAGCUGGCGUUUGAUGUGGCUGAGAGGGAGCUGGGUAUCCCUCCAAUCAUGUCAGGGAGCGACAUGGCUGCCCAGAGCGAGCCAGACAAGCUCGCCAUGGUGCUCUACCUAACCCAGUUCUACAAUAUCUUCUCUGAAAGGACAUCCACUUCAGACCCGGAACCCCUCCUGGAUUCCCCCAAGCCCGUUUCCCUUACCAGCACCCAGUCUGUGGUCUUCUUCCUCAGUAAGCUGAAGCAUAACUCUCUGCAGAGACGCAAGGAAAAACUGAUGGCUGCAAAAAGAGAGAAGAUGUUAGAGAAGGAAGACAAUGCAGCGGUGGCCCCGCUCUCCCCCGCACAGAGCCCGGGCAGCAGUGAGCAGUGUUAUUUCUGUGGCCAGCGGGUCUAUGUGCUGGAGCGCGUAGGUGCCGAGGGAAAGUUCUUCCACCGCAGCUGCUUCACCUGCCACGUGUGCAGCUCCACCCUGCGCCUGGGCAGCUACAGCUUCAACCAGCUGACUGGAAGGUUCUUCUGCAUGCAGCAUUCUGAAGAAUCCCAGCUACAGACCAACAAGGACACCCCUGGAACACAGGAGAGUACAGCAGAUCACAGCGUGUGCAUCCCACAGCUUGUGGGAGACAGCUGGGAAGACAGCUCUCCAAACUUCCCCCCAGAGGCCAAACAGAAUGGGGUACAUGGAUCUCCAGAAGCAUGCAGACUCUCUGGGCAUUCUGCCAGUCAAAGGCCUGGCUUUGCUAAUGAGCAGCCAGAGCAUCAGGACAAGGAGGCUCAUGGCAUGCCCAGUCCAGAGGGACAUUCAGAUGAGUCUCCAGCCCGGCUUCCCGUCCCCCCGCAUACCAACCGAAAGAAUGAGCUAGAGACUGAGCAGGAGGGCAAUGGCAAUGAAAGAAGCAAUUGCAUAAACUCGUCUGUCCAGCAGAGGGCAGAUAAUCCCCCAGAACAGCACCCUGUACCAGCUGUCCGCACAUCACACUUAGCCAUCAGGGUGCGGGUGGAUAGUUCCGACGACACCCUCGACUCGACUGCCACUGUACUCCCACCGGUGCCCAAACCACGUACUAUCCCCCCAAAGACUUCCAAAGUCCCAGACCUGGUCACCACCGAGGGCAAGGAGCACCGGGGGGAAGGGCGACAGGGGGGGGAGUCUCAAGGGGAGGAGCCUCGGGAGGAGGGGCAUCGAGGUGAGGAGCCUCAGGUUGAGGGACCAGAGGAGGAAGGGCAUCAAAGCAAGGAGCAGCAGGGGGAGGAGCUUCCAGGAUUGGCAGGAAACAGCAGUUGCCCAAACUCAGCCCCAGACUCUCGGCCCAAACAGUCCCUACGCAAACUGCAGCUCACAGAGGAGGAGAAGAGCCAACUGGUGAGCCUGAACUUCAACCAAGACUCAGACUCUGAGACUGCCCCCUUCCCCUCUUCCUCCUCUUCCUCCUCCUCUGCCUCUGGUCCUCCAAAACCUCCUCGCACCCUGCUGACACCAGAUGGGUCAGGUGGUGAGGGACACUGGAGCAGUGGCUCUUCUGGUAGCUUCCGGGAGCAGACUAACCGCAGGUCAUUCAGGCGGAAGGAGGAACCAGCUGCCCAGGCCCCGUUACCACACAAAGUCCGCUCCAAGUUCUCGCCCUGGAACCUCUCCUCUCCACGGCUGGGGAGGGAGCACAGAUUUGUGGGUGUUGGCAGCCAUAAUGAGAAACCAGUGACAACAGCACAAGUUGGUGUCAACUCAUCAGACGAAGACGAAGACGACGACGAUGAUGAUGUUGAAGAUGUGGAUGUUUUCGGCGGGGAUGAUGUCAUGGCUCUGUGCGAUGAGAAGUUCCAGACAAUCCCCUCUGACCCAGUGGAGGCCCAGAAGCUGGAGUUGCUGAAGAUGCGGACGCUGGAGCGCCGGGCCAAACUGUGCGAGAUGCAGCGCUUCCACAAGGCCCAGUCCAUCCAGAGGCGCCUGGAGGAGAUCGAAGUAACCUUCAAAGAGCUGGAGGAGAAGGGUGUGCUGCUGGAGCGAGCACUCAGGGGAGAGGCAGGAUCAGGCGACUCCACAGACAUGAUCAACCAGUGGAUUCAGCUGGUGCACCAGAAGAACGCCCUGGUCUCUGAGGAGUCUGAGCUCAUGGUGGCAUCUCGGCAGCUGGAACUGGAGGACAAGCAAAGCAUGCUGGAGAUGGAGCUGCGCAGCUACAUGGAGAUGGACGAUUCUGAGAAGAGCCCUGAGCAGCGUGCGGAGGAGGAUCGGGUGCUGCAUGAGAUGCUGGACGUGGUGGACAUGAGGAACUCUCUGGUCGCCUUCCUGGAGGAGAAGAGACUGAAGGAGAUCAAUGAGCAGCUGCAAGGCGUGGCAGUCCUGGACCCCAAGAGACAUGGCACAGGGGGAGGCCAGGUGCACUGGGCCUGAGUGUCGCACACACACACGGACACACAGACAAUCACAAGUGCACACAUACACACACCUACCUUUGUG